Molecule: messenger RNA, 994 nt
Organism: Sesamum indicum (sesame)
Lineage: Eukaryota; Viridiplantae; Streptophyta; Magnoliopsida; Lamiales; Pedaliaceae
Product: protein RESPONSE TO ABA AND SALT 1-like
Biological process (GO): DNA-templated transcription
Molecular function (GO): sequence-specific DNA binding
Source: RefSeq, a predicted model, not a curated record
GCAGAAGUUGCAAAUUGAGAACAGUCGGCCAACAAAUAACUCCAUCUUUCUCCAUCAAUCUUGUGACGGCAUUUCUUGUCCAAAUCUCCUCCACGAGAGUCUCCUCCUCCUCAUCUUUGUCACGUGAUGAAAAUGCAAAUUCUUGCCCAACAGCGAUGGAGUUGUCCAGUUUCUUCAAUAUUCUCUCAUCCUUAGCCGCGAAGCUUGAUGUACUAUAUAACCAGAAUAUUUGGAUUCUUGAUUGUACAUGUUAAAGGGUAAUUGUUGCAUCAUGGUUCUUCCUGUAGUGCCAUUGCAAACCAACGACAGUGCUCAAACGUUUGAGGCCUUUGUAGACCAAUGGUUCAUAGAUAAAGAGCAUUAUCUCCGGGACCUCCUCGGACUUAUUUCAAGAAACGGCUGCGACAAUGAGGUGAAUGAGGCCCAAUGCAAAGACCUUAUCGACCGAGUCAUUAGGCACUUUCGCCAGUACUUUGAAGCCAAGGCAAGAAUGAUUGGGGACAAUGUGUUCCUAGUGCUUAUGCCUACUUGGUUUAGCUCGUUCGAGAGAGCCUAUCUCUGGAUGGGCGGAUUUAGGCCUGGAUUGGCAUACCGGCUUGUGAUCAACAAUGUCUUGGACUUGACCGAGGAACAGUCUUGGAGGAUAAACACAUUGAUGACGGAAAUCAAGGAGGAGGAGAAAGAAAUCACAGAUGAGUUUGACAAGGUCCAAGAAGUCAUGACAAGUCCACCGAUGCUGGAAUUGUUGAGGCAUGGGGGCCAGCUGAGGAACGGGUUAGGGCAUAGCAUGGCAUUGCUUGUCGAUCAGCUGAAAUCAGUGUUGGAGGCUCUAGUUGAGUGUGCUGAUUUUUUGAGAAUGAAAACUGGAAUAAUGCUAAUAGAGAUACUAAAAUCGGGUCAAACCAUCAGGUUCCUGGCAGCUGCGAUGCAGCUACAACUCAUACUUCGUCGAUGGGGGAUGAUGAGAGAUGCUGAGCCAGAUGAAUAUGUUUGA